AUGGGGGAAACUAAAUCUCAAGGGAAGCAAUAUCAGCUCUCGCACAGGAUACCAAUUCGUGGGUACCCAACUACUGGGUCAUUUAAAAACCAUACCACCAUCAGACACCUCAGCCCCUACUAUAGCACAAAGUCCUAUAAGUCAAAUAAGGUUUCCAGUAAAAUGGAAAAACAGAUCCAUCUUUAUGGCCCAGCUGCAGUUUGGUAUUUGUAUUGGACUCAAGUGGGCUCUGCUAUCAAACAGCUCCUGCAGCCUCAUGGUUCUAAAACUUCUGGGUUUAAUACCAAAGCUAGGGAUGAGGUCAGGAAAGCUAAGGCCCAGUUAGAAUUAAAUCUGGCAAGGGGUAUGAAAGAUAAAAGAAAGGGCUUCUAUAGGUAUGUAGCAAACGAAAAACAGACUAGGGAUAAUGCGGGCCCUCUCCAGAAGCUAAUGGGAGAACUGGCUACCCUGGAUUUGGAGAAGGCUGAGGUUCUCAAUGACUUCUUAGCCUCAGUCUUCACUAGUAAAUGCUCAGACCACACCACCCAAGUCUUGGAAGGCAGAUGCAGGUACUGUGAGAAUGAAGAUCUGAGGCUCACUGUAGGAGAGGGUGAGGUUCGAGACCACCUUAAGAACCUGAACGUGCACAAGUCCAUGGGACCUGAUGAAAUCCAUCCACGGGUCCUGAAGGAGCUGGCGAAUGAAGUUGCUAAGCCACUGUCCAUCAUAUUUGAAAAAUCAUGGCAGUCAGGUGAAGUUCCUGAUGACUGGAAAAAGGGAAACAUGACCCCCAUUUUCAAGAAGGGGAAGGUGGAAGACCCUGGGAACUACAGACCAGUCAGUCUCGCCUCUGUGCCUGGCAAAAUCUUGGAGCAGGUUCUCCUGGAAAGCAUGCUGAGGCAUAUGAAAAACAAUGAGGUGGUUGGUGACAGCCAACAUGGCUUCACUAAGGGGAAAUCCUGUCUGACCAAUUUGGUGGCCUUCUAUGAUGUGGCUACAGGACUGAUGGACAGCGGCAGAGCAGCUGACGUCAUCUAUCUGGACUUGUGCAAAGUGUUCGACACUGUCCCGCACAACAUCCUUGUCUCUAAACUGAUGAGACAUAAAUUUGAUGGAUUGACCACUGGCUCAGUGUCCACCUGGAGAUCAGUAACAAGUGGUGUCCCUCAGGGGUCAGCGUCGGGACCGAACUUGCUCAACAUCUUUGUUGGUGACAUGGAGAGUGGGAUUGAAUUCGCCCUCAGCAAGUUUGACAACGGCACCAAGCUGGGUGGCUUGGUUGAUAUGCUGGAGGGAAGGGAUGCCAUCCAGAGGGACCUUGACACGCUUGUGAAGUGGGCCAAUGCCAACCUUAUGAAGUUUAACCAAGCCAAGUGUAAGGUCCUACACUCAGGUCGGGGCAACCCCAGGCACAGCUACAGGCUGGGCAGAGAAGGGAUUCAGAGCAGCCCUGCGGAGAAGGACUUGGGGGUUUUGGCUGAUAAGAAACUGAACAUGAGCCGGCUUCAGUGUGCACUCACAGCCCAGACCAACCGGAUCCUGGGCUGCAUCAAAAGAAGCAUGACCAGCAGGUCAAAGGAGGUGAUCCUGCCCCUCUACUCUGCUCUCAUGAGACCUCAAUUGGAGUGCUGUGUACAGUUCUGGUGUCCUCAACAUAAGGACAUGGAGAUUGUGUAUUAUGAAUCUGGUUUAGAAAGCAAUGUAUUCAUAAAAUCACGAUCAUAUGUUUCUGCCUAG
This is a messenger RNA of Nestor notabilis (Kea), 1716 nucleotides long. Its product is annotated as RNA-directed DNA polymerase from mobile element jockey-like. The record is from RefSeq and is a predicted model, not a curated record. NCBI's taxonomy places the organism in Eukaryota, Metazoa, Chordata, Aves, Psittaciformes, Psittacidae.